This is a messenger RNA of Coffea arabica (coffee), 1046 nucleotides long. RefSeq names its product ubiquitin-conjugating enzyme E2 7-like. Lineage: Eukaryota; Viridiplantae; Streptophyta; Magnoliopsida; Gentianales; Rubiaceae. The record is from RefSeq and is a predicted model, not a curated record.
CAGACGGUACUAGUCACUAAAUAAUUUACUUACUAUAAUACUAGCACAAUAUAUAAAACUCCCUGAUUAUCUUUCCCUCCCAUCUCUUUCCCCACCCUAGAACCUUCUCCUUCAAAUAACGUCCCCCGUUCCCUUCCCACUUUCUCAACCCUUUUCCAUUUCUUGUUUGUCUUUAAUUUCUUUAAUUUUAUUUGUCUGUUUUUCUUUCAUGGCGUCGGCUUCACAAGCCAGUCUUUUACUCCAAAAGCAGCUCAGAGAUCUCUGUAAAAACCCUGUGGAUGGAUUUUCAGCUGGUUUGGUUGAUGAAGAGAACUUAUUUGAAUGGAGCGUUACAAUUAUUGGACCCCCUGAUACUUUAUAUGAGGGAGGUUUUUUUAAUGCUAUCAUGAGCUUUCCCCAGAACUAUCCAAAUAGUCCUCCUACAGUGAAGUUUACUUCAGAGAUCUGGCACCCUAAUGUUUAUACUGACGGCAAGGUUUGCAUUUCAAUUCUUCAUCCUCCUGGUGAUGACCCAAAUGGAUACGAGCUUGCUAGUGAACGCUGGUCACCUGUCCAUACGGUGGAGAGUAUAGUGUUGAGCAUCAUAUCAAUGCUUUCAAGUCCUAAUGACGAAUCUCCAGCCAAUGUUGAAGCUGCUAAAGAAUGGAGAGAUAAUAGGGAGGGCUUCAAGAAAAAAGUUAGCCGAUGUGUUAGAAGAUCUCAAGAAGAAAUGAUGUGAACUCCUGUAAAUGUUGCAGACUGGUCCAGCUCUUUUUCUGAUGAAAAAGGAUGUUUCUCUGAGAAAGUGGCUUCAAAUCAGGCUUGUAUGUGUAGAAUUGCUAAAAUGGCGUCCAAGAUUUAUCUUUUCUGUAUUUUAGAUGAUUACUUUUUCCUUUUCAUGUUAACCUAAACUUCAUUCCAUUGAUUUGGUAGUGAAACUUCUAAAAACAAGGUCUAACUUGGAUUAUCAAUUUCUAGAUCCCAGGUCUCCAUGUACCUUGCAGAAUUUUUUUUUUUUUUUUCAAUUGAUUGAACCAAUCAAACAGUUAAAUCAUCCAUUGCUUGUA